UUGUUUUGGCGUCAGCUGCGCGCUGUGAUGACGCCACGACGCUAACGCCCGAGAAUGGCGGCGGCGGCAGCGGCGGCGGCGGAGGCGGUGGCCGCGGUCACUGCCUGGAGAUGGCCCACAGAGCCGCCGAGACGCCGAAGAGCCCGCCGCCCGCGCGAGGUGUAGACGGGGCACUGCCUUCAGAGCAGGUCCUGCCAGCCUCGCUGGAGAGGAUGCCCUCGUGUCCGUGAUGGGCUGUGGGACAAGCAAGGUCCUUCCCGAGCCACCCAAGGAUGUCCAGCUGGAUCUGGUCAAGAAGGUGGAGCCCUUCAGUGGCACUAAGAGUGAUGUGUACAAGCACUUCAUCACAGAGGUGGACAGUGUUAGCCCUGCCAAAGCUGGGUUUCCAGCAGCAAGUCAAUAUGCACACCCCUGCCCCAGUCCCCCGACUGCUGGCUACACGGAGCCUCCCUCAGAACCACCACGCAGGGCCAGGGUAGCUAAGUACAGGGCCAAGUUUGACCCACGUGUGACAGCUAAGUAUGACAUCAAGGCCCUAAUUGGCCGAGGCAGCUUCAGCCGAGUGGUACGUGUAGAGCACCGGGCAACCCGGCAGCCAUAUGCCAUCAAGAUGAUUGAGACCAAGUACCGGGAGGGACGGGAGGUGUGUGAGUCGGAGCUGCGUGUGCUGCGUCGAGUGCGUCAUGCCAAUAUCAUCCAGCUGGUGGAGGUGUUCGAGACGCAGGAGCGGGUGUACAUGGUGAUGGAGCUGGCCACUGGUGGAGAGCUCUUCGACCGCAUCAUUGCCAAGGGCUCCUUCACUGAACGUGACGCCACACGGGUGCUGCAGAUGGUGCUGGAUGGUGUCCGGUAUCUGCAUGCACUGGGCAUCACACACCGAGACCUCAAACCUGAGAAUCUGCUCUACUACCAUCCAGGCACUGACUCCAAGAUCAUCAUCACCGACUUUGGCCUGGCCAGUGCUCGCAAGAAGGGUGAUGACUGCUUGAUGAAGACCACCUGUGGCACGCCUGAGUACAUUGCCCCGGAAGUCCUGGUCCGCAAGCCCUACACCAACUCAGUGGACAUGUGGGCGCUGGGCGUCAUUGCCUACAUCCUACUCAGUGGCACCAUGCCGUUUGAGGAUGACAACCGUACCCGGCUGUACCGGCAGAUCCUCAGGGGCAAGUACAGUUACUCUGGGGAGCCCUGGCCUAGUGUGUCCAACCUGGCCAAGGACUUCAUUGACCGCCUGCUGACAGUGGACCCUGGAGCCCGUAUGACUGCACUGCAGGCCCUGAGGCACCCGUGGGUGGUGAGCAUGGCUGCCUCUUCAUCCAUGAAGAACCUGCACCGCUCCAUAUCCCAGAACCUCCUCAAACGUGCCUCCUCGCGCUGCCAGAGCACCAAAUCUGCCCAGUCCACGCGUUCCAGCCGCUCCACACGCUCCAACAAGUCACGCCGUGUGCGGGAGCGGGAGCUGCGGGAGCUCAACCUGCGCUACCAACAGCAGUACAAUGGCUGAGCCGCCUGGCUCUGCACAUGUGCAGCACGGCCCAGCCUGGCCACACACUGCGGUGCCAUCUGUGCCUGAUGCCCUCUCUGGAGAUAGGCUCAUGUAGCCCGCAGUAGGUGAAGAAUGUCUGGCUCCGGCCCUUUCUCUGUGCCCUCAGCAGCCCCUGUCCUCACCAUGGGCCCGGGCCAGGUGUGACAGAGUGGAGGUAGCCCACGGGGCGGUGACUCCCACUGAACUGGGAGCCUGGCUUGGCACUGAUACCCCUCUUGGUGGGCAGCUGCUCUGGUGGAGUUGGGAAGGGAUGGGACCUGGCCUUCACUGUCUCCCUUGCCCUUUGACUCUUCCCAAAUCAGAGGAGCCUGCAGUGCUGGGUGAAGUGUCCUGUGGCCUCAGGACCCUUUGGGACAGUUAUUUCUGGGACCCCCUUUCCUCCACAGAGCCCCUCUCCCUGGCUCCACACAUUCCCAUGCAUCCUGAUCCUUUAGAUUAUGCUCCAGUGGGAGACCCUGGUAGGCACAAAGUUUGUGCCUUGACUGAAACCGUAGCCCCUAGCUAGAUCCAAACAACCCUCCACCUCCCAACCAAGAUCUGUCUUCCUUCAUGGUGCCCCGAGGGAGCCUUCCUGGUCCCAGGACCUCUGGUGGUAGGGCCAUGGCGUGGACUUUCACCCUUCUGGACUGUGUGGCCAUGCUGGUUGUCGGCUUGCCCAGGCUUCAACCUCUCCAGACUCUGAGGGGUCUCUGCCCACCAGCCCACUGCCCUUGGUGCCUUAUUUGUAGAGCCUACUGCUACCUCCCUCUCCCCAUUGGAUGUUCAUUCCAUUCUCCAGGUGCCUCCUUCCCAACUGGGAGGGGUUAAAGGGAGCCCCACUGCUGCUACCUGGGGGAUGGGGCACCUGGGGGCCAAGGCAGAGGGCAGGGGGCCCCUCCCCAUUAGGGUCCAGUGUCAGCCUGGGUUCUAUCCUUUGGUGCAGCCCAUUGCCCUUUCCCUUCAGGGUCUGUCGCUCCCUCCUCUGCAGCUGCACAAAGACGCCAUCUGGUGUCUGCAUGGGUGUUGGCAACCUGGGAGUGAUCACUGCACACCCAUCGUGCACGCCUGCCCAUCGUGCACACCCUCCCAUUGUGCACACCUGCCCAUCGUGCACAUCCGCUCAUCGUGCACACCCGUAGUCCUCCACGAAGACAUGGGAAGGUAGGAGUUGCCGCCCUGGGCGAGGGUCCCAGGCUGCUCACCUCUCCCCUUCUGCUGAGCUUCUGCGCACCCCUCCCUGGAACUUAGCCGUACUGUGUGACCUGCCUCUGAACCCUGGGUGCCUGGGGCACUGCCUUCUCACACCUGGCCUUGCCCUGUCCACCCUGUGCUGCGUCCCUUCACAGCAUUAACCUUCCAGUCUGGGUCCCGCUGAGUCGCAAGCUGGAAGGAGCCCCUGUGGGAGGUGGGUGGGGUUGGGUGGCUGCUUUCCCAGAGGCCUGAGCCAGAACCAUCCCCAUUUCUGUUGUGGUAUCUCCCCCUACCACAAACCAGGCUGGAACCCAAGCCCCUCCCCCCACAGCUGCCUUCAGUGGGUAGAAUGGAGCCAGGGCCUAGCUUUGGCCUUAGCUCAACUGCAGGGCCCCUGCCAUUGGGGGAGGGUUUGGCUCCCACUCAGCUUCUGCCAGUCGGCAGCCUGGGCCAGGCCCUCCUCUUCCUGCAUGUGCCACCUCCAGUGGGAAACAAAACUAAAGAGACCACUCUGUGCCAAGUCAACUGUGCCUUAGACACACCCUCCUGCCGUCCUCACUGCCCCCUGUGCAGGAGACAGUGGAGAACCAAGUCCCAUGGCCUCAGAAUUUCCUCCCAGUUCCCUAAGUGUCUCUGAGGACCUGAAGCUCUGGGGAUUAUGUUUUCUAUUGCCCAGGGUGGGCCUGGUCCUGAGGGCGGGACAGGGGGUUUGGAGAUGUGGGCCUUUGAUAGACCCACUUGGGCCUUCAUGCCAUGGACCGUGGAUGGAGAAUGUGCAGUUAUUUAUUAUGCGUAUUCAGUUUGUAAACGUAUCCUCUGUAUUCAGUAAACAGGCUGCCUCUCCAGGGAGGGCUGCCAUUCAUUCCA
Molecule: messenger RNA, 3583 nt
Organism: Rhinopithecus roxellana (golden snub-nosed monkey)
Lineage: Eukaryota; Metazoa; Chordata; Mammalia; Primates; Cercopithecidae
Gene: PSKH1
Product: protein serine kinase H1
Exons: 3
Coding region: 230-1504 (424 amino acids)
Biological process (GO): protein phosphorylation
Molecular function (GO): protein kinase activity; ATP binding
Source: RefSeq, a predicted model, not a curated record